ACACAGGAAACAGUUUUAAAGCACGAGGCCGUGUUUCACACCUGUUGCAACUAACAAGGGGACGUGUCUUGUGCAGAAAUACUUCUGAAAGUUGCCUUACGAUAACACCUGAAUCAAUGGAGCACAGGCCAGCAGUAAAUACGUUCUUAGCUCUUCUGUAUAGUAUCAUUAAAAAGGCAAAAUUCCUUGAAUUCUCUGAAGUUACACAGCUUUAAAGUAUCCUAGCAAAGAUAUGUAUUUACUUGAUGAGUAAAGAUGCUCGUGUUCCUAAUCCGUUUGGUUCUUUUGAGGUGGACACAGGCAAAGGUGAUGCAAAGGAAUAGGAAAUUGGUAGUUUCACCUCAGGAUACAGUUCCAGUAAGAACCCCUUGCCUUUUUUGUCGCUAAGGUGUAAUUACUGGUAUUGGAAUUCUCCUCCGACACGUUAAUAUGAUACUGUAUUUGAUCUGUUCACGGAAGCUAUUGGCUAUGGGAUGUUUUAACCUCCCCCCAAUACAUAAUAAAGUUCUCCAGCUGUCCUCCACAUUUAUUAACUUGACAGGUAAUGACGUUGAUAAAAACCGUGCUAAAACUGGAAAUAACUUCCUGAAAGUGAGCCUAUCGGUUAAUAACUUGUGUUUAUAGAACCUAUAGUUUUUUUUUAAUGAGAACCACAUUCAAAAAUAGGUUACAUAGGGACAUAGGAACGUGCAAUUUCUGCAAGGUCGUCGUCAUUCCACAGCUAUUUUAAGCAUUCGCACAAAGUGAACAAGGGUGGUACAGGGAGAGACUUUUCUUUUUAAAAAACAAACAUAGUCAUUACUAUUAAUAAUACAUGAGGUCAUGCUCGCUUCUAAAGCCAGCGAGAAAGAAUUUUCGAUCUUAAGAAGUCGUGGCAUCAACACACACACGCACACAAAAGACGACACCGAGGAACAGUUCCAUGGAAAACAGUAAAGGAAAUUAAUUGACUACUUAUAAAAUGAUUCAGCUUCCUCAAUUCGACUCCGUGCACUGCCUUUUUCCGCUCAGCUUUCACUGCGUCCAGCCCCGGCACAGACACCCUUCGACAGCCCGAGCGCCACACGGCCAAUCGGAAGCAGGCUGCGGGGGCGGUGCGGCGCAGGUGCAACUUCAGCUCCUGCCUGUCGCCCCGAGUUUGAAACUUCACAAGUCUCCGAGAAGUCCCUGCACUGAUUUUCCUACAGAUUGCUGAUCUGGAAGUAUCCUAAAAAAAUCUGUUAUCUGUGAUUUUUUUGCCAGAUAUGGCAGAAAGCCAAAGCCCUGAAGAUGUGAUCGUCUGCCCUCAAUGCGAGUGAGGUGGCGUCUUCCUGGAUUCCUGAAAGUCUCCUGCAGCCAAGAUCGACAUGGAGGUGAAAGUGGGCUACAGAGUGUCCUCUGCUGUGGAAUCGGACAUUUUCCGCAGCGUCCAGGCCAUUCUGCGGGAGUUAGAAGGCCAACACCCAGCCUCCCAGCCCAUCCGAGGGAUGCUAAGAUGGACUCUGCAUAAGAAAAUUGAGAACAGUCCUGCAAAAAGCAUCUCAUUGGUUAAAAUAGUUGUGAAAGAAUUAGAAAGGGCGGAGAGGGCUGACAAUAAAUUGUACAUCAUACCUCUGCUCCACACACUGAUGUACACAAUAAUCCAGGCAGCGUACAUUCCUGACGACCUGUAUCAAAGGGUGUAUGACUUCUGCAAACGGUUGUUAACACUCCCUGAGCCCUACUGCACGAUCGGCCUCAGCCACGCUGUCAAGAUUAAAACAGAACGCUACACCCCAGGUCUUUUAUAUCAGAGGAUGCUUAUUACUGAGCAAAACAUAAAGAAUGACCAAUUUCCAUACCAGGAAAAGGUGCUUGUGUUUGCAGACCCCGGCGUGUUCCCGGGCGAGACGGGGGCCGCGCUGAGCCGAGACAUCGAGUCCAGCAGCCCCCUGCACAGCCCCGUGGGGCACAUGCGCAGUGUCAUCCAGCACACCUUGCAGGCCGCGCUGGGGGAGAGCUGCGAUGGUCCUGCUCUGGCUCGGAUUCUGGAGGCCGGAGGACAAGAUGUUGAGGCAUACUUCCAGGAAGUGGUGUUGUGCAUGGAGCACUGUUCAGAGGAAGCGGGGUCAGACCGCAGUCAGUACACAGCGAGACUGCAGAAGCUCUAUGCACACAUUCUCAGGACUGCAGACCAUGAUGUGCAGUCGCAGGGGUCUCUGUGUAGCGUCCCCCUGCCAAACCCUGAAAUCAGCUUUCACCUCUGGCGGGAGGAUGAACAGUUGUGGAGAGAGCUUGCGAAGUUUGUUAGGUCAGGGUCCUCCUACGACCACUACAGCAUGGGCCCAGACUUCUUUGACCUGAACGAUUUCUCAGUGGACUUCAGCCCGGAGAUGACACGGCACUCCAUCCUGUCCAACGACAGCGGGAUCGAGAGGGAUCUGCCUCCGAAUGAGCUGCCGGCUGUGGCGGAGGAGCCCCCUAGUGGUGGGAGUGAGCAGGAGCAGGCCAGGCUGUUGAGGAGGGGCUGCAUCAGGAUGAAGCCCUCGGUUUCGGACGGCAUGGCUCUCCUUCAGGACGGUGUGCUUGAGGAGCCCAGUGCCAGCGGGAAACUGCAGAGGAAAGUGGGGAGCCGCGGGAUGUCUGUGAGCAAGCAGCAGCGGCUCUACACUGCCCGCGUUGUGGUGAUGGGAGAUGACCAGGUGCUAGGAAAGCUGGCAAAGGCCUAUUAUUCCCUAAGGAAGAGGGAGGCACGGCGUCCCUUUCUGACAACAAAGCUGAAUCUGAAGAUUUACUACGUACCUGUCGCUAGCGAGCCGCAGAACGCCUCUCCAGUUAAGGAGAAUGUUUCAGCUACAAGCAGCAAACCUUGUCUCCUGGCCUCUUACCUUGGAAGAGUGGAUCCUUGGUUCGAGAGCAACAUUAACAGCCUGGGAAACAUGAUUCCCAAGCUGGUCAAAAUGCAGUCAAGCACGAGCAAAUCUGCAGAGACAGACCCGUUUCUGGUUGAUGUUAUCUCCUACUACAUCCGCUUGGCUCUGCAACCUGUCUUCUUCACUCUCUACUCUGUCAAGGGAUCAGUUAGAAAUAAAAAGAGUAUUUCUGAAAUCUGUGGUGCAGUCAUCUCUGUCAACUACAUAAAGGCGUCUUUGAGCAACAGGGAAACGAACAGGGGAGUUUCACUAAGAACAUCUGGUGUGCUCAUCAAUGCUAUUCCCAUGAGUGAAAGAGAUGACCUUGACUGUCUCACUGUGAGCUUUUCUGAUAGUCCCAAAAUCAAGACUGGGGUGGAUCAGAGGAUCAGAACGUGUAGCAUUAAAAUCAGGUCCCUUGAGCGACGCACCUUCACAGUUUGCCUUGACAAGGACUCCAAGAGAGUUUUUAAGGAUGUUUUGAGCAUCGAAGUAUCGAGGUGCCUGGACCCAGGCUACUGCAUUCAGAAAGCCAGGAAAUCGAAAUUUACCUUGGGAGACGAAAAAGAUGUAGGACUGAUGAAGUACAUGACAAAGGGUCUGCCUCUGCCCAUCAACACAUUUGCUGGGAUUAUCCAGUGAUUAUUCUGCCCUGGCCACCGAAAACAAACUGACAUGGAUGUUUGCAGUAGUUUAAGCAGCAGAAAACAUCCACAGCUCUCCUUAAGCGCAGUUCUAAACUACAACUACAAGAGUCUGAGGCUGUGACUAUCAGUGUCCACUGUAGCUGGUAAUCAGAUUGGUUACAGUGAGUAACCUCAGAGUGAUCAAGAAAAACUCGUGAAAAGAUAAGAUGCAGGUGUAAUUACCCUGAUCUUAAUCACCUGAAGUAUCAGGUUUCUGGCGCACUAUUGGAAAGUAAGGAGAGCAAACAGAAUUGUGCACUGAAUGGAACAAGUAUCAAUAGAUAUAGUACUAAUACAUUUAUACAGAGGAGGUGUGGUACAUACUCACCAGUGUGACUGAUACAAACAAGUGGUGAGACUCUGUUUAUUUAUUACAUUGUGUACACACUAAGGGCAUGAAACAGCUUGUUGGAGAAAGUAAAAAACGAAUCUAAAUUGUGGCAUUACACUAUAUUUGUCUUUAGAAACUCAAAAGGCACACGGAGAGAAACAGGAAACAAUUGAAAAUGUACAGCACUUGCUGAACUCCUAAGGAUACAAAUGGCCUCUCAUUUGUAGCCCUUCUCAUGUGGUACGAUACGUAUGGGAACCCUAGUUCAAGCUGGUGACUUGAAGCAGCUCCUGCUUUGAAACCUCAGCUUCUCGGAAGGAUCAGGCUUGACCAGGCAAAUCAAGCAGGCACCAAGAGAGACUGAGGAGAGACCGUCUGAGACGAGCUCCUUCCUGCUUGCUUUGGAGGGUUUUACGAAACCCGCUCUUCAGGUUCGGUGGAAAGGACUGUGUUUGACACAGAAAGAGAUGGAAGAAGAUCCCCAUCCCAUAGUGAAUUCGGUGAGGCAGGGAAAAAUGGAAAUAACCAUAGAAAACACAGGCUGUGAGCCUUUUUUAGUAGCUGCUAAGAACAUUUAGAAAUGAACAAUACAUCUCUGUGUCCUUUUUAUGUUUACUUUUAUAAGCUGAUGAAAAGUGAAAGAAUAUUGUAAUGAAAGUGGGGCUGUUGGUGUUUGGACGCUUAAUAUUCAUUCAGACGUGACCGUUCCCAUAUGCAUCUGAAAGAAAAGAAAAAUGCGCAGAAUUAUGGUCUGAUUUAUAAUAAAUCAUAAUGGCCCUGAUCAGUAUUAAAUAUGCUGAGCGGUGUGCAUUUUUGUAAGAAAUGAUUGCAAAAAAGAAGGCUUCUUGAGCUGUGAAUCACACUCUGGUAUUCUCAGUUCUUUGCAGUUCUUUGAAGUGGCACGUACAAAUUAUUUCCUUUCUGUUUCAAAACUAAAAUCUUGCAUGUUUUAAAAAGGGUUUCAUUUACAAGAAAUCAAACUGAGUAGCAAGUGGGUGCUUUAUAUUGUGCUGUCUGUCAUGUGCUAGGCAAUAUUUAAUCUAAACAUUGUUUGCACAUCUUCAUUGAUUUUGAAAAGCCCUUCAUUUUUUUGUUCCAGGGAGGUAAUUUCAGAUGAAUAUCUAAUUGUUAUUAGCAGUAUUAUGUUAAUGCAGAUUUCAUUGUUUUAGAUUUUGGAGAAAUAAAACUGAUUGCCUAGUUUAGGUCGCAGUAAGGUUUGUAACCAAAGGUGAAAUGCAUAUUUAAAAAGUUGCACCUUAAAUUUAAGUGUACAGUACGUUUCAAUAUAGAGUUGACAAUAAUGUCACUACAAGUUACUUCGUCAUUAUAUACAUUAAUUGCUGUUAUUUUGCAUGUUUUGAGAUUUUCCCUUUCUUUGUCAAUUUAUAGUCUCACUGUUCACUUCUGAGAGUGCUUCGUGAUUAUUGUAGGAUAGUUGGAUUUUUCUGCUGGACUCCAUCAACCAAUUAUUUGUUGAACCAGCUCAGCAGGCAGUUCUGAAAUCUGGAAUGAUUUUCAGUGGUGUGGCUAUGUAUCGUUGCAUGCAGUAACACCUACACUGGGGCUGAAGUAAUCGAAUUACUUCUGAGCUGAUCUGAUUGUUGAGGUUUGUGGACACAGGCUGUGCACUCCCCUUCUAAGUACCCCUUCAGGGAAUAAAUAACAAUUUGCACAUAAAAUAAACAUCUGUGAGCCUCUGGGUUAGUUUACAUUAGCUGCCUCCAAAAAGGGGCAAAUUAAACAAUCUGGACAAACCCUGAUGUUACUUCAUUUAAUUCGAAUUCUCUAUGAGCAUUACAGCUGCUAGUACGGUAGAUGUGGAUGUCUUGAUGAGUCUGGAGUCCCAGUCACAAAUCUGCAUGCACCUCGUGAGUUGUCCAUCACUGCAUUUAACAAUUCUUUAGAAGGUUACAGCACAAUGUAAUAAUAAUGAAUAAUUCCUUACACUUAUAUAGCACUUUUCCGGACAAUCCACUCGAAGCGACUCCCCUCCACCACAACGAAUGUGUAUCUGCCACCUGGAUGAUGUGACGGCAGCCAGUACUCUCCCCACACACC
Molecule: messenger RNA, 5945 nt
Organism: Lepisosteus oculatus (spotted gar)
Lineage: Eukaryota; Metazoa; Chordata; Actinopteri; Semionotiformes; Lepisosteidae
Source: RefSeq, a predicted model, not a curated record